AGCUAACGAGCCGACAAGUACAAAGCCAAUAACCGAUCUACCGAUCUGUCUUUGAAGUCGUAUUCAAAGGAGCGAGAGCAUUUAGACGGAGGGCAUGAAACUUCGCCGAGCAUGUCUGAACUUGAAGGAACUGUUGGUAAGUUGGCACCUGCGCAGGCAGGUCCGAACAGUGCACUGCAUCCGUGGCUUUGAUUGGCACGCUUCACCCGCAAAAAAGGUCCAGGACAGGACAGCAGUUGCAUUGACCCCUUAUCUGCGACUUGUGGUCGGUAAUAAUAGCAAAGAUGCAGUCAAGGUUGAUACCAAUCUCAAGUCGCCGAAGACGACACAGUGGAUUCAUAGGACAGGUGUCGUAGGAUGACAGGGGUGAAUACAGUAAUUCGCGCUGUGAAAUUCAUCGGAGGAUUCGGACCCCAGCUGGUGUGAAGUGAUGUGGGGACAUUGCUCUUCUACGUUGACUCUCGUAGAGUAGUCCUGACAUCAUACGCUCACCUUUUUAAUUCGCUUACUGGAGAGUGUCAGGUACGAGAGCGAGCAUUUCGUUCGUUCAUUCCGUUUUCGCAUCACGGACGAUCGUGAAGACCGUCCGUGAGCUCUCUCUCCAUCAGCACAUUCGCAGACGGACUGCAAGAAUGCCAAGCAGGUGCGACCAAUCUCUAUCACUUGCUGCUCUUCCCACUCUCCAACAAAAGUGUAGUUGACCGAAAGAGGUCUUCCUUUUCUGCCGUGGCGAGGCAACACAAGGCCCGACCUCGAUCGACCUCCGCCUCGAUAUUUUGCUUUUAGCCUUGCAGCUGGCAGUGCCAGUGGCGUAUCCUCCUUCACAGAAGAAAUUCCAGCCCAACGAAUUGUCUCUCGUAAGGUCGAGGAUGCCACGCACUUGGAGAGGAAUCUCUGCGACCGUUUAGUUCCGAGGUGAGCACCCCGGUGGGGAAGAAGAGCCAUCGACGCGGAGAGGAGCCGGGGGACGAGGGGCAGGGGAACGAAGAGAGGGGGAGAUGGCCACGGGACGGGUAACGAUAUGCAUCGGGGACAUUCACGGGCAUGUGGAGAAGCUCGAGAGGCUGUGGCGAAAUUUGGAGCUGCGACUCGGAGCGGAGGAAUUCGGCGGGUGCACGGUCAUAUUCCUGGGAGAUUACAACGACCGGGGGCACCAGCCCCGAGGAGUGAUUGACUUCCUCAUCUCUCUGCGCAAAGCUUACCCGCAGCAGAAGCAGGUGUUUCUGUGCGGCAAUCAUGACUUCGCUUUCAUGGCAUGCCUGGGAAUUCUGCCCCGCCCUCCCGCAGGAUUUUCCUACUCCAGCACUUGGACCAAGUACCUGCAGAACGAGAAGAUGGAGGGAUGGUGGCAGGGCGAAGGCCAGGACGACAUUCAUUUGCAAGGGCGUCGGUGGGCUGGCAACAUCGGCAUCCGCAUGAAUCCGGCCAAAGGAAUUCUGUACAAGGGCUCCACUUACGAUGCGGCUGUCACCUUCGAGUCCUACGGGGUGGCGCAUGGCGAUCGUGCGGGUCUGAUCGCCGCCGUGCCGGAGCACCACAAACAGUUUCUGCGGAAUCUGUCGUGGGUCCACGAGGAGGACGGAGCAGGAGAGACGGGCGAUCCUGCGACGAGCUACUCCAGGAUCAUCGCGGUGCACGCGGGCCUCGAGAGCACCAAGUCUGUGGAAGAUCAGCUGCGGCCUCUCCUGGAGAAGGAUUCCACCAUCGCCAGACUCGAGCCCUUGUACGGUCGCAAGAACGUAUUGAAAAUUCCCCAGGAGCUCGCGGACGAGCGAGUGAUGCUGGUCAGUGGGCACCACGGAUGCUUGAUUCUCGACGGCUUGCGACUCAUCAUCGACGAGGGUGGAGGCAUGCCGAACAACCCCAUCGCAGCAGUCAUCCUCCCGUCCAGAAUUAUCGUCCGCGACACCGAUGCCCCCAUCUCUCCUGCCCCCACCAUCUCAUCCUCCGUGACACCUGCACUCGUGUGAGCCUCGGCGGAUGCUUUCUUCUGAGCAGCAGCAGCAGCAGCUUCUUCAGCUGGUUGUUAUAUGAAAGCUUAUCUCUCAGGUCAUGCAGGUCGGGGGCAACCAGAAUCCAUCCAUGCCCUGAGGUGGAGGAGAGGUCGAUGCAUACAUAGCUACGGUUGGGUUAGCAGGAAGGCUGACGAGAUCAGACGACAGAGAAUUUGCGGUUAAUUUCUCACGCGAGGAGAAGGAGCUGGGAGAAAAGCUCGAUGUGAGGAGGUGAUGAGGUUUGUUAUAUAGGCGCAGAAAUAUUUUUGAUCUGUUCGAGUAGGGAGGAGUGUUGUUGACCCGUCCUGGUUGUAACAUAUGGAGCGCUAGAUCUCGUUUUUCCAAGGGUUUCACUAACGACCCUCUUUCUCUUCACACUACAAGAAUACAAUCACCAGUUCAGGCCCUGGCUAAAAAGCCCACUCGGCAUUAUUUCAAUGAGAGGAAUGGAAGAGUUGCAGCAAUCCACUUCAUGGUAAGAUUUUUGCUUCGUUGUUGGUCGUGGAAGCUCAUCUUUGCAGACCACGUCGGACAAUUGUAAAAUUGGCGCAAGUUCCCCCAUUCACUUGAAGUACUGUACUUACCAAUUGUCGGUUCUCCUUGACUAAAGAGCUCUUUUUAUUUCUCUUUUCUGCGUGCUUCUCGAGUUUGCGAUUACAUCGGUAGAUUGUUCUACGACAGGGAACUGCUCACUCCUAUGGACAGCAACAAUUCAAAGCUAAGAGAUCAAGAGACAAUAUUUCGGAGUCAUAAAUUGAACCCCGUAUGUUCCGUAUCUAAAAGAGUUCACUGUUCGUGUGGUUGUCUGGUCAGUCCACAAUUGUUCGAAAGUAAGGAUACAAAUCUUUUACAGAAAAUGUCGAUGCGAAGUAACUGGAUAUUGUCUCCAUUACGUGCUCAAGCUGAUACUCUUGAAGACUUCUCUGAUGAAGAGAAACUGUGUUUGGUGCUUUGAAAAUUCGAAAAUUCGAUGAGUUUUUAUACGCAAAGCACUCAGACAGAGUGUGGUCUAGUCCAAAUUUUGAUGUCCAUUUCAUUGGUAGCCUGUGAACGAUAACGAUAAUUGAAGGCCUAGCUCUGAACCGCCGUCGAACCGACUUUGGUAGACAAUUUAGAGCACUAGCCUCCGUGGCCUAUUAAUGGAUCAUGCUUUCAAGCAUAACGAGCAAAUUUGAGAGUGCUUGAACAAAAUGUUUCAACACCUUGACAUCCAAUGGGAC
This is a messenger RNA of Marchantia polymorpha subsp. ruderalis, 3214 nucleotides long. Lineage: Eukaryota; Viridiplantae; Streptophyta; Marchantiopsida; Marchantiales; Marchantiaceae. The record is from the annotation of a GenBank genome assembly.